Messenger RNA from Melitaea cinxia (Glanville fritillary), 672 nucleotides. RefSeq lists its product as uncharacterized. The transcript is spliced from 2 exons. The annotation marks the transcript as partial. The record is from RefSeq and is a predicted model, not a curated record. NCBI's taxonomy places the organism in Eukaryota, Metazoa, Arthropoda, Insecta, Lepidoptera, Nymphalidae.
AUGGUUAGUUUUGAUGUGCAAUCACUCUUUACAUGCUUACCGGUUGAAGAUUGCAUUAGUAUUGUGUCAAGAAAGCUGAAGGAAAAUGACAUGCCGAUAGAAUAUGCUGACCUUCUCAAGCAUUGCCUUACAUCUGGCUACAUGUUGUGGAAUAAUCAGUUCUACAAGCAAGUAGAUGGCGUAGCGAUGGGCUCACCAGUAUCCCCCGUUGUUGCCGACAUAUUUAUGGAGGACUUCGAGGAGACUGCUCUGCGUACCUCGCCCAUAACACCCAGGUUCUACAAACGAAAGCAUACCCAUACGGAUAGGUACUUAAACGGUGAAUCACACCAUCAUCCAACACAGUUAGCUACCGUGGGUAAAUCUUUGUUUCAGAGAGCACAAGGGAUCUGCGAUGAGCGACACCUGGAGACCGAACUUCAACAUGUCAAGCAAGUACUGCGAGACAACAAGCUUCGGGUACCGCGUCCUCAUCACUGUGAACGUGUGAAACCAGCCACCGUCGAACGAGUACCUGCUGUGCUACCUUUUAUGAAAGGGGUCACUGACAAGAUUGGCUUCAUCUUAAAGCGAGCUUCUAUAAAAACUUUUUUCAAGCCGCCAAAAACGAUAAGUCAAUUUUUACCAUCUGUCAAGUGUCAUAUACCCUUACAAGAUGCAGGAGUAUACAAG